AAAAAGAUCAAGCAAUACCAAUCUAUCCCUAUACAGAACGAAGAGACGAAGAAUAGGGAGCAAUUCUACAAUAAACAUAAAUGUCGAGGGGAACAAACGGAAAUUCAUAUCACCAGAUAGGGGGAGGAGGCCAACAACCCCAUUUCCCGAGGUCCGCUGGACACCAAAAAAAGCGCAUCGACGUCCCGUCAGACAUUUUAAAAGAAAAUUAUUUAAAGAAACAACAAAUGAGAUUGAUAAACUGACUUUACUGGAAGGGUUACUACCCAAUGUAUUAAUGUAUGCGGAAAAACACAACAUUUCUGCUGAACUUACAAUGGCAUUUAAAGCAAUGGCAAAUGAACAAUUGCCAGGUGACAAUAUUGCAAUGCAUUUAUUCUUCGACGUUGUGCGCUGGUUUUCAUUGGAUAACGCUCACAAAAUGUCAUACAGUCCAUUGUCACUGACCUUCUGGAAAGUUGGGUCGCGACUCUUUCAUGGAAAGUUCAUGAGGUUUAUGCGAGGACAAAAACUUGGAGGGACACUUCUGUCUGGAAACUCUGAAAAGGGGAAACUCGAUCCACAAACUUCUCAAAUAAAUUUUGCCGUACCUAAUGAUUCCACACUAUCUUCCUUUACUGGGUUCGACUCAAACAUUCCAAAGUUUCUCAAACCAGGCAUCAUCAACGAAGCCAUACCUAUGGCCAAACCCGAUAAAACUUAUGUUCUAAGUGUGGAUGGUAAAAAGCUUGCAUCUGGAUUGACAGAAUCUCAUGGCGAUAUUGAUUUGUUCGGUCACGAGGAUGGAAAAUCUCUUGAGGAACUUCAAAGUAGAAUAAAAUCCGAGAUAAAUCGUGCAAUAGAUGUAUCUAAUCAAAUCAAGAACAGGGAAAAUCAAGAUGCUGACGGCCUCAAAGAAUUUAUAAAGAUAGUAUCCACCCGAAUCAGAGAGCUUAGAGAACUUAGCUUGAAACAGUCAUUUGCAUUAAAGAAGUUCAAGGACAAGGGUGGAGAAGAUUGGAAAAAGGGGCCAUUGGUAUUUGUAAUUAGCAGCAUUACAGCUCAUUUACACGAGGUCAAAAAUGCAGUAAAAGAAUUGCUUGAAUUAAAUGAUGG
This is a messenger RNA of Owenia fusiformis, 1095 nucleotides long. Lineage: Eukaryota; Metazoa; Annelida; Polychaeta; Sabellida; Oweniidae. The record is from the annotation of a GenBank genome assembly.